Molecule: messenger RNA, 1533 nt
Organism: Fusarium poae
Lineage: Eukaryota; Fungi; Ascomycota; Sordariomycetes; Hypocreales; Nectriaceae
Exons: 4
Coding region: 1-1533 (510 amino acids)
Biological process (GO): transmembrane transport
Molecular function (GO): transmembrane transporter activity
Source: RefSeq, a predicted model, not a curated record
AUGGCAACUAGUGGUCCACUUGAAAAGGCUGUGAAAGGGAAAGGAGUUCAUAUCGACAGCGACAAUCGUAUUUGUUGGGAUGAAGAUGCGGAAAAACACCCUCGGAAUUGGAAUUCUGCAACCAAGACAUACACUGCCGCUCUCAUAUGCUGGCUGGAGAUGUACAUGACGGCGAUCAGCUCCUCUGGGACGGCUACCGCGACCUCAGCACGAGAGGAAUAUGGUAUAAGCAGAACAUUGGCAUAUUUUGCUUUUGUAUCCAUAUAUUUGCUGGGCCAAACUAUUGCUGGUAUAUUCUGCUCACCAAUCUCAGAAGUCUUCGGCAGACGAACCAUAUAUAUCCUUGCAGCAACCCUCUUCUGCAUUUCCUCGGCAAUUGUGGCUGCAGUACCGUCAAUCAUUGCUGUAUAUUUUGGUCGAUUCUUUCAAGGCGUGGCUGCCGCUAUUCCUGCGACUGUUGCGUUUGGCAACUUCGAUGACAUGUACAAUGCGGAACAUAGGAUCUGGGUCGUAUACAUAUACACCCUUCUUGGAAUGCUGGGUCUAGCACUUGGGCCCAUUUACUCAACAUACAUUACAUCGAGCAUAGGAUGGCGUUGGGUGUACUAUGUCUCCACGAUCGUUAUGGGUGCUACCGCCAUUGCAUGCAUCUUCACGAAAGAGUCAAACGCAGACCAACUACUGGACAAAAUUGUUGAAAAGAUACGCGAAGAGACUGGCAUAGAAGAUUUGCAGCCUGAUCAUGCCGAGGGAGAAAAACUCACCGUGUCCUCGUUUGUACAAAACACUCUCUUUCGACCCUUGAAGUUCCUUGUCACGGACCCUUUGGUGCUAUUCUGUGCCAUCCUAUGUGCGAUAGCAUUCGGAUUAAUAUACGGUUUGACGGAAUCACUGACGAUUGUAUACACGGCGUCGCCUUUUAACUUUUCGGAGGACAACUCCAGCCUGGCAUUCAUUGCCAUUGCGAUCGGGGAGAUACUCAACAUUGUGCCGCGUUUCUACGAUGCCUAUCUUUAUAGGAAAUACCGCAAAACACAGCGACGCAUCCUACCCGAGACCAAAAUCACAUCUUUUGCCAUCUCGGCUCCUGCUCUUGCCAUUGCUCUAUGGCUCUUCGCCUGGACCAUUCCACCACGUGUAACCAAUGUUCCCUGGCCUGUAAGCAUGAUUGGUCUGGUGAUGAUUGGCUUCAGUGCGAAUGAUUUUAGUUACGUGCUUUUCGGAUACGCCACUGACAGUUAUGGCAAGUAUGCUGCCAGCGCUGUUAGUGCCAUAAGUACCACACGUACCCUGGCCGCUGCAGUCUUUCCACUCUUUACACAUCAGAUGUAUACUGGUCUGGGUAGUAAUGUAGCAACUAGCAUCUUGGCGGCAAUCGCGAGUCUGUUUGCUUUUACACCAUUUCUCUUCCUAGGAUACGGAGAAAGGUUGAGGCAUCGAAGCAAGUUCGCGGCAGAUAACGAUGAGGCUCUGGAGCAGGAGAAUUCGCAUAUAAAGGACAAAGAGGACAAUCACGGUGUUGGUAGUGCAUGA